ACACUCGUAUUGAAAUUUAAAUGCGAGUUUUGUUUUGGUUUUAUAACUCUGUUUAUAAUUGGUUCUCCGCAAAAUUUCCAGUAACCAGUGACUGACAUUAAUUAACCAAUCUCUUGAUAGUAAUGUUAUAAAAUUACCAUCUAAAUAUAAAGAUUCAUCUGGCGAGAUGUACUACGAUGAGAAAUUGAGAAUAUCACCGACGUACGGCUACCUGCCAGUUUGUUUUCUGCACCUGCGAUGGAGAUUUCUUUCACGAGUAUCAGCGUUGUUUCGGGCCUACCGUUGAGUGAGAAUUGUGUGGAGGAACCUGCCAGCGACGUCCUCAGAAAAAGAGAAAACUUAAAGAUUCUCGUCUGCGCGCCGAAGCAGGGCUUAUUGCGACUGACAGUAAAGUAAUCGCAGCGCUCGAGCAACGGGAAGCAGAAAAACUGAUGCAGAAAUGUGAUUAAAUGUACAAUGUAUUAAUUGUAUUAAAUGUGAUGUAUUUACCAGCACUGACAGACCUGGGUGGUUGCCCGUGUUGCACGGGCCGGGCAUGGUUAUCAGAUUCUCUCGCUAGUUUUUUUGUCUAUCAUAUGUACUAAGCUCGUCCUCGUAUCACACGCGCUAAUGAUUAGGCAACGUAAGAUUAUGCGUGGAGUUGAUGAGCAUCGCAAGCUGACGUUUUGACAUCAAUUAGCCAUCUUUACCUUGCUGGGUUCUUCGAAGUUUUGCGACUUCAGUUCAUUGCUUGGGAGAAACCUUUUGCAUGAUAACAUAUUCCUCAAAUUCCAAGGAAUCUAAUGAUACUAUGUGCGCCGUGUUGAAGCUGUUUACUCGUUAAUAACUGCACAUAAUCACUCUUCUCAACUGCCACAGUGUGGGUGGAUGCCUGUUGCGACACCAAUAAUCAGCGUGAUCCGCUCCGCGACGAUGGUUACGUGCACGACUGUUACAAGCAUGUUGUCACUGUUGUGGUUUCAAAUUCCGACCUGUCGAAGUGUCGAAUGUCGAUCGCUGAAUUGAAAUCUUCCCUUCCACUUUAGUCUGCAGUUUUUAAUUUAUGUCCACCAACGAUCAUACUGCGAAAUUGCGCGUAGCUAGCGGUGGUGUACGUGGAGAUCUCGUGAAAGUGCCGCGUCAGCCGUCAAUCCGUGUCGCGCACUGCUCACUGCUGCUGACAGCCAACCGACACUGCUGGGUUUUUUAGAGUUUAAACCAGGUCCGGGAGUUGAAUUAUUCGGGACAAAUGGAGAUGACAUGGCAGCUGUUCACGGUGGUGUACGUGAUGUUGAGCGUGCUGCUGGCCUUUCCCCCGCCGGAGCUGUGGAGUAUCGGGCUGACGGUGGAAGGGAUCAUCGGCGGGGUGUUGGGGUGGUUGGGCGAUGAGCACGAGCAGUUUGUCAGUUUUCACAUGCGACGCAUCGCCGCCACGAUCCUCUGCCACAGCGCGCUCCCCCUCGGAUACGUGGCGUGCGUGCAGUGGUUGUAUCCGGAAGUCCUCAUGUCCGGCAGCCUGGUCUGGACGCUGUACAUCAUUUUCUGCGUGACUUGGCUCUCCCUGACGGCACUCGUUGUCCUGCACUGGCGUAACGGAUUCCUCCGCCGACUGACCGCCGCCGACGCCGGCGGAAGGGACCCGCCGUGGGCGUGGCAUCCGCUGGCGCGUAUCCUGCAGACGUACGCCGGCGUCCUUGGGCUUCCCUCCUGGACGGAUUUGGCGGAGCGCAUCGAUGAAGAGUACCGGGAGAUGGACAAAUUCUACUCCCUCCUCACCAGCUGGAACGCCAGGACGGUGGUUACGCGGUCGUUUAUCAUUCGCAUCAGUCCCUACCGGGUGGAUGUGGCGCUGCAGGAGCCAUGGGCCGGUGGCGAGCCGGCGGCCGACGACGUCGAGACGGAUGGAUACUGCCGUCUGGAGGUGUCCGGCACGGACGAGCAUAUUUCUCACACGUCGGAAAUGACCACCGCGCAGUACCUGAACAUCCAGGUCCACAAUCUCGUUCCGCACGUCGACAGCUUCAAAUUGCGGAUAAAUUCGCGGGAGCUGGACAACUUCCGGCGGUUCAUCCGUGUGCCGUUGCACAUCCCGGCCGGUGUCAUCAUCCACCGCACCCUGGCCGAGCGGUUCAGCGUGGAGUUCGCCGAGCAGGUGGCCCGCAACCAGCCGGUUCCUCGCUCCGCCAUUCGCGGCGAAAUGGAGAACUGCAUCGGCUGCUACGUCCUGCCGGCGCAGGUCAAACUGACCAAACGCUGUGAUGCCGCGGAGUGCCAGAACUGCGGCUGCCGUCCGCUGUGGUGUGUCGGCUGUAUGGGUCUGUGGUUCGCGCAUCAGCAGGAUCAGCAGCAUCCGGAAGGCUGGAUGGCGGCACGGGCGCCCUGUCCCAGUUGUCGGUCGCCGUUCUGCGUCCUGGAUGUCUGCGCCAUCACCGAUAACUGAAUUUCCCUACUACCACCAUGUAGAUUUGCUCUUUGAUUUUUUUAUUUGUUUUUCAUGAGUAACAAUGUGUGAUGGAAUGUGGUAAUUGUAGUUGUUGCUGUUUUCAUGAGAGCCAGUACACGACUACACAUUCUGUUGUCCUAUAUCUAUAUACAGCGGAAAACUAUUCCGCGCUGGCAGUUGCACGCCGAGUUGUGCGUCACUUGCUCCUAACCAUAAGCAGAUUACCAUAAAAACAGUGUCAUCCAUACUGUUUGUAUACAAUUAUUUGCACCAAGCGCGAAGCGCGAGGUGCUGCAGUAAGUCUUCGUCAAGAGCAUAUCGCACACCAGUCGCCGGUAUGGUCUGCAGCGUCUUCGACUGAGCGCGACAAGCUAGCCGGACUACAACGUAAAGCUCUGAAAACCAUCACUGAUUACAAGAUGCCGGUUACUCCGGAACUGUAUCAGAAGUUGGGUAUUCCUCACAUAUUCGACCGAUGGCGGCAGAGCGAUGCGGUGUGGUUGUUCAAGUUCUGGAACAAAGAUCAGUUCCCGCUUCCGGCUUACCUCCUGGACAUGAUCCAAGUAAAAGAUAACACCACGCGCUACAACUUGCGAAAGCCGGCCCGGAUCGAUUUUACGCGGGCAAAGAAAGUUAUCGGAGGGUGGACUAUGGAAAUGCGGCUAAAGCGUCUUCUUGAUAAACUUCUUGCUGUUAAUCCUAAAAUUCUAGAAGCCAGUUCUGUACCUUCUUUCAAAUUUCUACUCAGAUCUGUUAAACUCUCCUAAACGUUUUUGUUAGCGGAAAAUUGUUUUUGUUCGACCAGACUUGAAGUCCCUUCGGGGUUGUCUGCUCUUGUGCCGUAAUAAUAAUAGUAAUAAUAA
Molecule: messenger RNA, 3285 nt
Organism: Paramacrobiotus metropolitanus
Lineage: Eukaryota; Metazoa; Tardigrada; Eutardigrada; Parachela; Macrobiotidae
Product: E3 ubiquitin-protein ligase TM129-like
Exons: 6
Coding region: 1229-2419 (396 amino acids)
Biological process (GO): protein ubiquitination
Cellular component (GO): endoplasmic reticulum; membrane
Molecular function (GO): ubiquitin protein ligase activity
Source: RefSeq, a predicted model, not a curated record